Mesorhabditis belari is the source of this 495-nucleotide messenger RNA. Lineage: Eukaryota; Metazoa; Nematoda; Chromadorea; Rhabditida; Rhabditidae. The record is from the annotation of a GenBank genome assembly.
AUGAUCAACUUCAUCAAUCAUACCGGCUUUUACGCUAUUUCCGCAGGAAUCAAUGGCGAUAUAGACGGCUUGACCAAGCUCUAUUAUGCCCUUAUGGGAGUGACAGGUCUUGCGCUGAUCCUCCCAGCUUAUCACAGCCUUCAUCAACAGCGACAUUUGAUGAGCAAAAAGACACUGCGCUUUCAGAGGCUAUGGCUCCGAAAUCUCACUAUUCAGGUGCUCAUCUUUAUCGGCGUUGUUUUCGUGCCUUUUUGUUGGGAGGCGGCAGUUGCCUGGGGACGGCCCGAGUCCGCUCCACUAAGCGUUUAUACAAUCUGGACAACAGCCAUCGGAUGCUCACAUGGGACUUUAUCAACGGUGGUUCUUCUCUUUGUCUAUGAUAGCUAUCGAAAACGAUUAUUUGAUUCGGUGAAAAUGGUGAUCGGAAACAGGAAGAAAAAUCAAAGGAUUUCUGUCACAGCAAUUUCUGUUAUGAGUCAGCAGAAGUCAAAGAAA